Messenger RNA from Mauremys reevesii (Reeves's turtle), 2599 nucleotides. RefSeq names its product gamma-glutamyltransferase 6 (gene GGT6). Gene Ontology annotation, cellular component: extracellular exosome. The transcript is spliced from 4 exons. The record is from RefSeq and is a predicted model, not a curated record. NCBI's taxonomy places the organism in Eukaryota, Metazoa, Chordata, Testudines, Geoemydidae. Bases 45 to 1697 code for a protein of 550 amino acids.
CGGGGCGGACCCGGAAGCCGCGGCAGGUGCGGGGCCCGGCCGGCAUGGAGGCGGCGGCCCCGGCCCGGUACCAGGCCCGGUACCAGCGGCUGCGGGACAGCGACAGCGACGGGGAGGAGGCGGUGGAGCUGCGGACCGGACCGGGCCGAUCCCCGCUGCAGGCGCUGCUUCACCAGCACCACCGGGAGACCUGCGCCCGCAUCUCCUCGGCCCUGGUGCUGCUGGCGCUGGCGCUGGCCUUGGCCUUUUACCAGCUGACCUCCGGGGGCUCCUCGCGGCUGGGCGGCGCCCAGGCUCACAGGCAGGAUGGUGGCGCUGGGCAGAUGGGGGCGCAGGAGCAGCCUGGGGACGUCCCACCUGCGGCUCACAUGCAUGCACGGGGCGUUUACCAUCAUGCCACCCUCAUCACCAGCUCCAAGACCUGCUCCCGCCUGGGGAAGGACCUGCUGGUGGCCGGAGGGAACGUGGUGGAUGCUGGGAUUGCCGCUGCGCUCUGCCUGGGGCUGGUCCACCCGCAUGCCGCGGGGCUGGGUGGUGUGUUCUCAGCCCUGCUGCACAACGCCUCGUCGGGCCGCACCGUGGCGCUGAAUGCCGUCCCGCACCGUGGCUUCUCCCGGCGCUACGGGCUCCCCGUGGCCCUGCCAGGCCUGCACCUGCUGCACCGGCACUUCGGCCGCCUGGCCUGGCCGCGCCUGCUGGAGGGGCCGGCGGUGCUGGCGCAGCGAGGCGUCCGCGUGGACCGGGAGCUGGCUGCAGCCCUGCAGGAGAGCGCGGGCGCGGUGAAGGCCUCAGGCCUCUGCAGCCUCUUCUGUGACGGAGCCGGGGAGCUGAAGGGCCAGGGCGCGCUGGUCACCCAGCCCCGGCUGGCGGCCCUGCUCCGGGCGGUGGCAUCGGGGGACGAGGCCCUGCCCCGGGCCCUGGCCCCAGACCUGCCCCCUGCCGAGCGGGAGCCCUUCCUGCAGGCCAUGGGGGACUUGGGGCUGGAGCUGCAGAGCCCCCUGGCUAUGCAGCUGGGUGACACCUGGCUGCAUGGAGCCCCGGCCCCCGCCGCCGGCAGCCUGCUGGCCAGCGUCCUCGAGGAGGUGCGGGCAGCCGAGCCCAGGGCCGCGCCUGAGCCCUGCCUGAGGGCCCUGAGCGCGGCCUGGCGUGGCUACUCCCGGGCGCUUGGGGGGGCCGUGGCUGGGGCCCCCUCGCCCGUGGGCAGCCACCUGGCAGUGGCAGACAGCCAGGGGAACGUGCUGCUGCUCUCGGCCUCUCUCAACAGCUCCUUUGGCUCCAGGUUCCUGGCGCCCGCCUCGGGCAUCGUGCUGAGUGACCUGACAGCGCCCGCGGGCCCUGGCCUGCUCUCCUGGGCCUGCCCCGUGGUGCUGAGCCGGGGGGAGGAGGGGACAGUGGUGGGGCUGGGGGCCACAGGGGGCAGUGCGGCCCCCCUGGCCCUGGCCCAGGCCAUUAUAAACCAGGUGUACCUGGGGCAGCCCCUGCAGGAGGCGCUGGAGAGCCCAUGGCUGCAGCUCAGGGGCGGGAGGGAUGGGGCCUCCCAGGGCUGUGGGCCGGGCACCCUGUCAAAUCUGUCCAGUGGCGAGUGGGCGGGGGGGGCCCCGCAGGCGGGCCCCUGGGUGCUGCAGGUGGCAUCACAGGGUGAGCACGCACGUGCCUUCGCCGCCCCGGCCGCGUGCUGCCAUCACGAGGGGUAUUAGCCCCAGAGGCCCUGCCCAGAGCUCGGGGCUCACGGCGCUGGUGUGCCCGGUGCACCGUGGGCCCCAAGCUGGCUCUGCCAACAUAGUGCCGGGGGCACAGGGUGAGUGGCUGGUUCUGGCAGCCCCGGUUGGACUCCGCCCGCCCAGGGGCCGGUGCCGCACUCCUGGCAGGCCCUUUCCCCGCCCCUUGCCGGCGUGGCAGGGCUAUGCAGGGCCCCCUGUGACGGGGGGUCGGGCUGCUGCCCUGCCCAUCAGGCCAGGUUUGGGGCUGGUUCCUCCCUGCUCUCCACUCUGCCUGGCACCUCUCUGGGGCAGGCACCACUGCCCCCCACCCCCUCAGAUCCCUGCCAGACACCCCAGGGUCCUGGCGUGACGGGAGCUGCAGCUCUGGUGGUGGGCACGACCCUGGCACUGGCUGUACCCGCAGCCCCAUGUGCACACGGGGGUUCGGCUGAGGGGAGCCUGGCUGGGGGUCCCAGGAGGCUGACGGUGCACCGGCCCCGCCAGGACGGUGCCCAAGGCCUGGGUGGGGCAGCAGGGCUCGGGCUGGCGAGAGGGGCUGCGGAUGGGGAGAAGUGGCGGGCGCUCCCCCCGGCCCUGGCGAGAUGGGUUGGCUGGGCACAGGCUCGGGGCGGGGGGCUUGUGGGCUCUCUCCGGUGUGUCUGUGAAGAGAAAUAAACCCAGUGGGAGCCGAGCUGCCUGGUGUGUCGCUCGGGGCGCGUCGGCCCCCAGCUCAGGGGCCUGGUGAUCCAGCCAGGGAGAGGGGGGUGGGAGCCCCUGGGGUGAAUCCCCCACCCCACCAGCAGCUCUCAGCCCGGGAGAGCCUGGGGCGUCUCGGGGUCCUUGGCCAGGGGGUUAAUGUGAGGACACAAGGGAAGGGACCCCCGGUUGCCUGGGCACCC